Myotis brandtii (Brandt's bat) is the source of this 2637-nucleotide messenger RNA. RefSeq names its product extended synaptotagmin-like protein 3 (gene ESYT3). The transcript is spliced from 24 exons. Gene Ontology annotation, molecular function: lipid binding. The coding region runs from base 1 to 2481 and encodes 826 amino acids. Lineage: Eukaryota; Metazoa; Chordata; Mammalia; Chiroptera; Vespertilionidae. The record is from RefSeq and is a predicted model, not a curated record. Gene Ontology annotation, biological process: lipid transport.
AUGGGGACACUCAUCCCCCACUUCCGAGGGCUGGAUGGUACCCAGCGUGGGGCCUGCCCGGGCAGCUGCCGGGAAUGUGUGGUGAACGGGCUGCUCUUCUCCAGCCGGACUGGGGGGCCUGACCCCAGCUCCUGCCACUGCCUUCCCAUCCACUUCCCGGACGUGGAGCGGGUCGAGUGGGCCAACAAGAUCAUCUCCCAGAUCUGGCCCUACCUGAGCUUAAUUAUGGAAAGCAAGGUCCGGGAGAAACUCGAGCCCAAGAUCCGGGAGAAGAGCGUCCACCUGAGGACCUUCACCUUCACCAAGCUCGACUUCGGACGGAAGUGCCCCAGGGUCAACGGGGUCCAGGCGCACACCAGCAAGCACAACCGGAGGCAGGUGGUCCUGGACCUGCAGAUCUGCUACAUCGGGGACUGCGAGAUCAGCGUGGAGCUGCAGAAGAUCCAGGCUGGUGUGAACGGGAUCCAGUUGCAGGGCACGCUGCGGGUCAUCCUGGACCCCCUCCUGGUGGACAAGCCCUUCGUGGGAGCCGUGACUGUGUUCUUCCUUCAGAAGCCGCACCUGCAGAUCAACUGGACAGGCCUGACCAACCUGCUGGACGCGCCGGGAAUCAAUGAGAUGUCAGACAGCCUGCUGGAGGACCUCAUCGCCGCCCACCUGGUGCUGCCCAACCGCGUGACUGUGCCCGUGAAGAAGGGCUUGGAUGUGACCAACCUGCGCUUCCCUCUGCCCUGCGGGGUGAUCAGAGUCCACUUGCUGGAGGCGGAGAAGCUGGCCCAGAUGGACCACUUCCUGGGGAUCCGAGGCAAGUCAGACCCCUACGCCAAGGUGAGCAUCGGCCUGCAGCACUUCCGCAGCAAGACCGUCUACAAGAACCUGAACCCCACCUGGAACGAGGUGUUUGAGUUCUUAGUGUACGAAGUCCCUGGCCAGGACCUGGAGGUGGACCUGUAUGACGAGGAUCCUGACAGGGACGACUUCCUGGGCAGCCUGCAGAUCUGCCUUGGGGAUGUCAUGACCAACAGAGUGGUGGAUGAGUGGUUUGUCCUGAAUGACACAACCAGUGGGCGGCUGCACCUGCGGCUGGAGUGGCUUUCACUGAUCGCUGACCCUGAGGCUCUGACUGAGGACCACGCUGGCCUUUCCACUGCCAUCCUUGUGGUCUUCUUGGACAGCGCCUGCAACCUGCCGAGAAACCCUUUUGACUACCUGAAUGGUGAAUAUCGAGCCAAAAAACUCUCCAGAUUUGCCAAGAAUAAGGUGAGCAGAGACCCUUCUUCCUAUGUCAAGCUAUCUGUAGGCAAGAAGACAUAUGUGAGCAAGACCUGUCCCCGCAGCAAGGACCCUGUGUGGAGCCAGGUGUUCUCCUUCUUUGUGUGCAAUGUGGCAUCUGAGCAGCUGCGUCUCAAGGUCCUGGAUGACGACCAGGAGUGUGCUCUGGGAGUGCUGGAGUUACCCCUGUGCCAGAUCCUCCCCUAUGCAGACCUGACCCUCGAGCAGCGCUUCCAGCUGGACCACUCGGGCCUGGACAGCCUCAUCUCCAUGAGGCUGGUGCUUCGGUUCCUACGUGUGGAAGAACGAGAGGUGGGGAGCCCAUACACAGGACCUGAAGCCCUAAAGAAAGGCCCUCUGUUCAUUAAGAAGGUGGCCACCGAUCAAGGUCCCAAAGAUCCACCCCAGGGAGAGGGUCCUUCAGACUUGCCCUGCCCCCCAGACCCUGCUUCUGGUACCAAGGAAGCCUCCAAGAGCACCAUGACAGCCACCAGUGCCACCACUGCUGCCACCGAGCCCACACCCCAAGCGACAGGCCCAGAGCCGAAAGGCAAGGACAGUGCCAAAGGUUUCUGUGAGCCCAUGGGGGAGAAGAAGAGUUCGACCUCCAUCUUCCUGACUGUCCCAGGCCCCCACUCUCCAGGGCCCAUCAAGUCACCCAGACCCAUGAAAUGCCUUGCCUCCCCAUUCGCAUGGCCACCCGCGAGGCUGGCUCCCAGCAUGUCCUCGCUCAACUCCCUGGCCACCUCCUGCUUUGACCUGACAGAUAUCAGCCUCACCAUUGAGGGCAGGGAUUUCAGGCCGCGGAGGCUGGGCGAGAUUCAGCUCACAGUGCGUUAUGUGUGUCUGCGGCGCUGCCUCAGCGUGCUAAUCAACGGCUGCAGAAACCUGACACGCUGUACCAGCAGUGGAGUUGAUCCUUAUGUCCGUAUCUACUUGUUGCCAGAAAGGAGGUGGGCAAGUCGUAAGAAGACCUCAGUGAAGCGGAAGACCGUGGAACCCUGGUUCGAUGAGACAUUUGAAUUUUUUGUUCCCUUGGAAGAAGUACAGAAGAGGUCACUAGACGUUGCAGUGAAAAACAGUAGGCCACUUGGCUCACACAGAAGGAAGGAGCUAGGAAAAGUGCUGAUUGAUUUAUCAAAAGAAGAUCUGAUUAUGGGCUUCUCACAAUGGUAUGAGCUCACUCCAGAUGGACAGCCCAGAAGUUGAUGAAGAGCAACAUAAUCACCUUUAUAUUAAAAUGUGUAUAUAUGUAUAGUUUGUAAUUUAAUUCAGAACAACCAUUUGAAAAUAUAUAUACAUACAUUCUUGUGUGAAUUUAACUGGAUAGUAUUAGAAAGAGGUAAACAUAAGUAAAAGCCAGAA